AAUGAUACACAUCACAACCCAAUUCUUUCUCAGCUGUUUUCAUUCACUUGAGACAUAACUGACUGCGUUUACCUAAAUGAUUGUCGAGAUGAGAUAAUUUUAUGUGUAUGUGUCUGUUCAGAGGAUUCAGAAGAGGAUUCAGUUUGGUGUUCAAAAGAUCAAAAGACUCAUGCGGAAGUUUUACCAUGUUCAAAUGCUUGAAUCUUCUUCUGCUGCUGCUGUUUUGUUUUGUCUAUCAAAGGGAAAUCCUGUCUGCAGGAAACCCCCUUAUAUCUGUGUCGGGAAAAAAGAGAGGCAGCGUCACACUGACAUGUGAACAUGAGACCAAUAAUAUUGUUCAGAUUAAGUUAAUCACUCGGUCAAGAGACAUAGAUGUGUGUCAGACUGAAGAAUGUAGUGGACGAGUGUUUAAAGAAGGAAACUGUGACGUCGUCAUCAAGAAUCUGAGCUUCAGUGACGCUGGGAAAUACUUUUUGCAUCUCUAUUACAAUAAUGAUCAGACAGAGCUGGAGCGACAAAUCAGGACGUACCAACUUCAUAUUCAUGAUGAGAUUUCUGUGAAAACAGGCGAGGAGCUAAAGAUGUCUGUUCUGUUGUCUAAUGCUGAUAAAGUGAAGACAAAAUCUAGUGGAGAGUGGAAGGAGGUUUGGAAGAGAGGCCACGGGGUCUGGAGUGACCGAAUGAUUGAUGAUAAUGAUGGGAACCUGAUCAUUAAAGCAUUUCUGGACAGUGAUGCAGGAACAUACAGAGUUCUGGACUCUGAAGGAGAAAUCUUGAUCACAGUCACAAUCACAGCGGAAGAAAACACAGUUCUCCACCAUUCUGCUCGACAGCAUUGGAGCUGGGUAGAAAAACUUCUUUUUGGUUUUGUGACUUCUGUAUUUUUUGCGUAUAUAGUGAUUAUAGCAGUUGAAUUUUUGCUUGUGUUUGCUGGGAUAAUCUGAUGUAAAGUACACUUGCUGUUUUAUUGCAUUUAUUAAGAAUAUAUUUGCUAUAAGUUAGACUGCAACAUAUAAUAAUUGCUGUUCAUAGUAUUCAUCGUCUGUUCUAUUAUGUCUUUAAUUAAUUUUUUCGUACAUUUCUGCCAUGUGUACACUAACUUACAAUCACCAAUGAUAAGCUACUACUAAAUAGAAACUUAAUUUUCUGUAAAGUUGCUUUGCAACGAUUUAUAUUUAUAUUAUGUGAAAAGUGCUAUACAAAUAAACUUGACUUGACUUGAAUAUAUUUAUAGAACAGAGAGAGAAGAAACAUAUAUUAGUAAGAGCUUUGAAAAGAAGAAGAAAGGGUGAAAAGGUGAUAUUACCAUCAGAUGUUGUAUCACAGAUAAAGUACAUGAGGCAGCAAAGAUAAAGAUUCUGAAGAAGAAAAACGAAGAGGCGAAGGGUCUUAGACAGAUUCUGUGGAGAUUACAUGACAUCUGAAGAAAUCUGAAUCACAAGCUGUUCAUAAAUGACUGAAAUGCAAUGAUGCUGAUUCUUUGGCGGUGCUAUAUGCUUUGCUAUUUGAUACCUCUGACAAACAAAGCUUGUAAACUAUUUGCUUUGGUUUCAUUCUAGUAUUUUGUUUGUGAAGUAGUCAAUAAAAAUAUAUGCAAUUAAAACCAA
Molecule: messenger RNA, 1607 nt
Organism: Cyprinus carpio (common carp)
Lineage: Eukaryota; Metazoa; Chordata; Actinopteri; Cypriniformes; Cyprinidae
Exons: 6
Coding region: 102-944 (280 amino acids)
Source: RefSeq, a predicted model, not a curated record